AUGUUUCGGUCACAGUUGAGGCAGAUCUCACUGCACUGUGAAAGAGCAAAUUUUGGUCUUUCUACACCUGCUCGCCAGUUCUCCUGUACUCGUACAGUUGCUGGCGAAGGUCGAGACCAACCAUCUGAGAGCCGUAACCCCAAUACCCGCCCUGCAUCAGCCACGCCUUCCUACCGGCCUCGCAAACCCAUUGGCCCCCCAGCACGUACCAGCCAUCCCAAUGGGCCCCCAGCUCGCACCAACCAGUACCAAUCUCGUCCUCCUCGAGUGAUUGAUGCUAGAUCUUUUGCGGCGGCACGAGCUGGCGGUGGAGAGCAACCUAAGAUUAUCCGCAGCCCGAGAUCACGCAAUGUUCGAGGCGGCAACCAAUUCCCAAAUCGCAAGCCCAAACCCUCCGCCAAAGCCGCCAAAGCCGCUAAGGGUAACCUUAACGGCCCCCGCAGGAACGCAAAAACUUCCGAGAAUGACGAGGGCGAAGAUGCCGAAGCGGCGGCUAUCGACCAAGUUCUGCAAGAGCAAAUCAUCAAAUCACGGCCAACCCCUAUUCGCUAUGAGCCUCAGGAGAUCAACUACUCUACGUUGAGAGAAACCUGGCCUUCAAUUCCCACAGAUGUGAACUCGCGCUCGGCUGCCGUUUAUGAAAAACUUUCCGGCCUAGGUGGCCGCAUUGCCAAUGGCUAUAUCCCGCCCUAUGAGCUUGGAAGGCGCUUGUGGAAGGGGCAGAGCGUUUUGUUCAAAAAUGAGACUGAGAAGGCCGAGGCUUUGGAAGAGACCAAGCGAUUGGCUCAGCUUCGUGCUGAUCGAAUUUCACAGCGCAAGGGUGAUCUUGUGGAGCCUCGGAAUGUCGAGUUUAGACCUAUCGACGCAAAAGACACCAAGUCUCUCAUGGAAAUUUUUGUUCAGGGGAACUACCCGACGCCUGAAGUCGGGAAAGAUGGGCAUGCCGUAUUGAGAGAGGUGUCAAUGAAUCUCAGGAACAACGGGACCUACCAGACAACUGGGAAGACCUCACAGUUCAUGGCCAAGAUUGAAUCCCUUGUCUCUGCUGGCCGCAAGACCAAGAGCGUUUAA
Molecule: messenger RNA, 1071 nt
Organism: Penicillium digitatum Pd1
Lineage: Eukaryota; Fungi; Ascomycota; Eurotiomycetes; Eurotiales; Aspergillaceae
Source: RefSeq, a predicted model, not a curated record